Molecule: messenger RNA, 2217 nt
Organism: Xyrichtys novacula (pearly razorfish)
Lineage: Eukaryota; Metazoa; Chordata; Actinopteri; Labriformes; Labridae
Source: the annotation of a GenBank genome assembly
CAGAAGCAGUACGUGAAGCAAGCUCCGUUCCACACUCAGAAAUCGAAGCCGAUUGAGUAUACAUCCGGGCAUUUCUCGCAUACACAAAAUUCGCAUACUGUACAGUGUGAACGCACUGCCUACUCAAUUCAGAGGCGGGGUUAGUAGGAGUAGUAGGAGUAGUAUGCCAUUUCGGACACAGCCCCUAUCUUCUGGUUGGCUGGUUCAGGAGAGCUCCACCUCUUCCGGGGGAAUGUUGAUGAACGCCGCUCUGACCGGUUAAAGAGGAACACCACCGAGACGGAAGCAAAAAUGAUCAAUUGGAAGGUAAAGUCGACUUUAACUUGCUUUAAUUUAAACAUUCUUACCCCUCUGCGAAAGUCGGUGACACCAAUACCGAUCUUUAGUCAGCCGGUUUUGGCAGAAAGCUAAUGUUGCAACAGGACGGUGUGCCCUUCGUUACCUCCGCGAUUCAGCCGGCUGCACCGUGUGUGCGCAUGUGUGUUAUUUGUAUCCGAAAUAAUAAUAUUCAGAUCAAAAGGAUUUCUUUUUUUGUGAUAUUAAUGUUUGAAAUGUUAGCUGAGUAUCAGAGGCUUUGAGGCGUUCAGGGAAACUCUGACAACUUUCAAGCUGGCUCAAAAACCUCGGAAGAAAUUGUCGGUGUUAAGAUGAAGUUGGUGCACAUGGCUGCAGCUGUUCCUCCAUUUCAACCUGAGUGUAACUUUAACACUCCACACUAACCCAUCCCCCCAACCCCCAAAAAGGCCACCACCCUCAUCACACCCGGAUACAUGACUCUCAGUCCUCUUCGGACAGUUUAGGGCAGUGACUGCUGCAGAGCUUCCUCUCCCCUCAUCCAUGUCAUUCCACAGAGAUCUUUCUUUUGUCCUCAGGCUCUGGACAAUGUCCCCAUCCUGCUCUACAUCCUGGCCCUGAAGACACUUCUGCUGUGUCUGGCCUUCGCUGGCGUGAAAAUCUACCAGAGCAAGAAAGCCGAGGAGGCGUUGAAGAAACAGCAGGAUGAGAGAAGGAGACUUAUCCAGAGAACACAGAAGCUGUUAGAUGGCAAGAAGGAUGACUAAGAUGGAGACACUUAGGGACAGAUAUCACAUGGUGAGUCAUUCAAGGACACACAGAGAUGGUAAUAAAUGAACUUUUACUUGUGACUGAGUCUGUGGACUGAAAGCUGAAAGUUUGCAUUCUGGCUUACUAGAUUCUUAGUCAAGAUUCUGAGUUCACCAUUGAGCUUUUAGCUUUAGGUAUGGUUUUGGUUUUACGUUUUAGUUCAAGGUUUAGACUGUAGGUUCAGUGUUGAAGUUUUGGGUUCAGGAUCAAGGUGAGGGUUCUGGUUAUAGAAUUUAGGUACUGGGUUCAGGGUUGGGGUUAAGGUUUAGUGUUUUUUGGUUGACGUUUUGGGCAAAGGGUUUAGGGUCUAGGUUUCGAGGUUUUGUUGAAGUUUUGGGUUAAGGAUUUUUAAUUCUGGCUUCUGGGUGUAGAGUUUAGUAUUUAGUUCUGGGUUCAGGGUUAUGGGUAAGGUUGCGGGUUCUAGGUAAUAAAACUGACUUGUCACAGAGUGAACACUUAGGGGACGCUGGUUGAGGUGGAAAAAAUCACAAUGUAAUGAUUUUAAAGACAGAUGAUCAGAAAGCCUUGAAAGAAGUUCUUCCAUUUUCAUUUUUUAAAUUGAUAUUAAUGUUAAUGUAUUUUUUUUCCUCUUUAGGACACCUGAGACUGUCUAUGAAGAAGCUCUGGACUAUUUGCUUUCAGGUUUUUAUGUUCAUACAUUUUUAUGCAUGUGUGUGUGUGUGUGUGUGUGUGUGUGUGUAUAUAUAUAUACAUACUUGCUUGUGUGUUAAUAUCUCUAUGUAACCAUAUUCAAACAUGUUGAACCUGUAAGGUUCAUGUCUUUUAUCUUCAGUAUGAAUCUGGUCUGUCAGUAUCUGAUAUGUCGGUUGUUUUAUAGAGCCUCUUGAAAAGAUUUAUAAAAGCUGUAUAUGAAGCACCGUCAUUUUUUAAUUAUGUUGAACUUUCUCAUGUUUCCGAAGUUUCUCUCUAUAUAAACAAGUACCCUUUUCUUUCUGUGUGUCUUUGAUCUUUGGCUGAAAAUCUGUCAGCUUCUUCUUGCUCUGAUAGGAGAAAUUCUGACACUUUCUGUGCACACAGUGUUUAUUUAUUCUGAUUGUUUGAAAACUGUGUGUCAGAUUUUUGAAUUUAUAAUAAACUAUUCACAAUGUUUAA